UGCACAACCAAAUCCAGUGAGCAGCAUACAGGAUAGCAUUUUGUCAGGUCGCUAUCUAUCUAUGCCAUGAUCUAUUAGGACCUACCAGUCAACUCUUGUAAGCCAUUUGACCAUUAUAGAAUGUUGAACGUUCAGAGAAUACUGCUGGACUCUCGACCUGGGUCAAAUGGUGUCCCGGUUCCUGAGAAUUUUCGCAUGGAAAAUCAGAGCAUACCCCUAGACUUGAAGGAGGGAGAGGUCCUGAUUCGGACGCUGUUUCUCUCUGUCGACCCCUACAUGCGAUGCCGCAUGAACGAAGAUACGGGGGCGAAGUACUUGACGCCGUGGGAGCUAUCCGAGUGCGUGGACGGCGGAGGUGUGGCGAUAGUGGAGUCCAGUCGCUACCCUGGCCUCUCUCCGGGCGACAUGGUCACCUCGUUCAACUGUCGUUGGCAGACUCAAGAUAUUGUCAACGGAGGCCUCCUACAGAAGGUAGACCCACAGUUGGUGGAUGGGCAUUCAUCCUACUUCCUGGGUACAGUGGGCAUGCCCGGCCUCACUGCCUUACUGGGUAUCAGAGAAAAGGGUCAUGUGAUCAAGGGCGCCAAUCAGACCAUGGUGGUCAGUGGAGCUGCAGGGGCUUGUGGGUCAAUAUCAGGCCAGAUUGGCCGCCUGGACGGGUGCAUGCGGGUGGUGGGGAUCUGUGGGUCUGAUGAGAAGUGCCGAGCCCUGGUGGAGGAGCUGGGCUUCUCCUCAGCUCUGAACUACCGCUGGGGAGACAUCCCCUCCAGACUGAGGGAGUGCUGUCCCGACGGUGUGGACGUUUAUUUCGACAACGUGGGCGGCCCCAUCAGCGACGCCGUCAUAGCACAGAUGAACGAGGGAGGCCAUGUGAUCCUGUGUGGGCAGAUCUCCCAGUACAACAAGGACGUGCCCUACCCUCCACCCCUGAGCGAGGCGACCCAGGAGGCCCUGCGCUCCAAGAACAUCACGAGAGAGCGCUUUAUGGUGCUCAACUACAUGGAGAAGCAUGCUGCUGGUAUCCUGCAGCUCAGCGACUGGGUCCGGACCGGACGAGUCAAGGUACGGCGAGGGUGUUGGAAACGGUGGUGAACGGCAUCGAAAACAUGGGCGUGGCGUUUUGCUCUAUGAUGACCGGGGGAAACAUCGGCAAACAAAUCGUCAAAGUGUCUGCCUGAGGAGGACAAGCCCCAGAAACAGAACCAACGGCUUCGGGUUGGUUCCAUCCUGAGGCCUUAGGAAACACGCCUGCUCACUAGACGAUGACACCGUAUACAUCCCACUGCUAUCAGGACACAUCUCUCUAGGAUACCCGUCAUACAAUGACAAUAACCUACACCCUUUUUCCCCUGCGAACAGAACCUGAAUAGAGCCGCAGGUGCUGGGAGGGGGGCCAACCUCACCACGUAACCUUAGCCAUCAUUGUGUCUUUGUAUUUCCAUGAAUUCAAAUGUAUUUGACUGCAAUGUGGAAGUCACUUUGUUCUUAUCAUUGUCCUAACCAACAGACUGAACAGUACAACAGUAAUAUCAACCUUAGCAGUGAAAGGUAACAUGGACUAUAGUGACACAAUAAAAACACAACAAAAUGUCACUUUAAUCAACAAUUUAUUUCACAGCACUAUAAACCAUUAUUAAAAUCCCCAAAGUGGUUUGUUUGAUUGAGUUGUCAUCGGAAACAGUUAAUGACAAUGACCAUGAUUUUGUUACAACAUCACCCAGGUGAUCAUUCAGCGUUCCUAUUAAAGCUGGAAACCUGG
Hypomesus transpacificus is the source of this 1759-nucleotide messenger RNA. RefSeq names its product prostaglandin reductase 2 (gene ptgr2). Lineage: Eukaryota; Metazoa; Chordata; Actinopteri; Osmeriformes; Osmeridae. Gene Ontology annotation, molecular function: 15-oxoprostaglandin 13-reductase [NAD(P)+] activity. Bases 121 to 1092 code for a protein of 323 amino acids. Gene Ontology annotation, biological process: prostaglandin metabolic process. The transcript is spliced from 8 exons. The record is from RefSeq and is a predicted model, not a curated record.